GUCCCCAGAUGUUGUUGGACUACAACUCCCAUCACCCCUAGCUAGCAAGGUCAGAGCUCAGGGGUGAUGGGAGCUGUAGUCCGACAACAUCUGGGGACCCAAAGGUGGAGAACCGCUGAGCUAAGAGGAUAGAGGGGAAGCUCUUCCAUAGAGUCUUCAUAAGCCAGGCUUCCUCAACCUCGGCCCUCCAGAUGUUUUGAGACUACAACUCCCAUCAUCCCUGACCACUGGUCCUGCUAGCAAGGGAUCAUGGGAGUUGUAGGCCAAAAACAUCUGGUUGAGGAAGCCUGCUGUAAGCUGAGCUUAAGACAGCUUUUCUCAACCUGUAGGUCCCCAGAUGUUGUUGAACUACAACUCCCAUCAUCCCUAGCUAGCAAGGCCAGAGCUCAGGGAUGAUGGGAGUUGUAGUCUGACAACAUCUGGGGACCCACAGGUUGAGAACCGCUGUGCUUGAAAACCUUCAAGGAUCGGCCACCUGAUAUUUGGUCGGAAUCUCCUCCCUUGUCCCUUGAAGAGGCGGGUUCGAGUCCUGCCCUACGGAGCAGGAGAAAACAGUGGGUCUCCUCUCAGUCUCCUCUUUUCCCAGGCUGAACAUCCCCAGCUCCUUCAACCGUUCCUCAUCCGGCUCGGUCUUCCCUCCCAUACAUCCAGAAUUUCCCAGACAUCACCAGUAAGCAGCGUCCGGGAGGGAAUCACUAAAAUAUCCGGGCAAACGUAUGGCUGCCCAUGUCAGAUUUGGGCAACUUUCAUUAAAAACAGGCUCAAAAAAACCACAACCUCUUUCUCCUUUGUCGAGAUUUCGCAAAAACAGCCAAAACUUUGUGUUUCCGGAUUUUCCUUUUUUGAAAUAUGGCAACCCUAGACUAUCUGGGCUGCCCUCUUGCCUGGUCCAUCAAGCCUCUCUUACAUCCACUCCCGCCAUCCCAUAAUGGCUGCUGGGAGUUGGAGUCUCCUCUUUCAUGUUUCAAAGGACCAGGAUUUGCACCCAGAGCGACCGGUUAGGGUGUUGUAAAUUGCAGACGGGAGAAAAGAAGUAGAAGCCUGAGGAUUUCUUCUUUUUGAUUUUGAUUUGAGUUCCUACUGAAAUGAGGCUGCAUUUUAAUGUUUUAACGUCAUAUUUUAAUCUUGUUUUUAAGUUGUAUGAAUGAAUGAAUUUAUUAAUACGGUCACAGACCAGCGUCAACACACACAAUAUCACAGAUCAUAAAAAAAAUAUCAGAAAUACAGAGGACAAUAUGAGUAUAACAAGGAUUUAAAUAUAAAAAAUUAAAAUUAAUUAUUAGCGUGCCCCUGUAAUUAACAUUUGGGAGUUUGGUCAUUAUGGGAUACCACUUGCUUCCUGCGAUUAAUUGCAGACGCACAGAAUUUGGCUACAUUUAAUGUAGUCUUGGGAUUCUUGUCCUCUAGCAGUAGUUUUAAACUAUGGUGUUCCGAUUCUUUCCUGGACAUUUGCAAAACAGGUGUAAUAAAAGUCAAACGUAUAUCCUCAUAAAGACGACAACGUAAUAGUACAUGUGAAGCAGUUUCAACUUCCAACGAGCCACAGGGGCAGACCCGUGCUGUGUAUGGUUUACCCUCAAAUCUGCCCUGAAGUAAGGCAGAAGGGAGAACGUUGAAUCUGGCGAGGGUAAAAGACCGUCUGUAUUUGGGUACCUGAAGACCUGACAGAUAGUUAGCUGGAGAGAAACCUCUCCCAUGGUCCCUUAUUGCUGGAUGUUUGUUAAGUUGUAUUUCAAUCAAUUGUUUUUAUACCUGGUGUCAGCUGCCCUGAGCCCAGUCUUGGCUGGGGAGGGCAGGGUAUAAAUAAAAUUUUACUAUUAUUAUUAUUAUUAUUAUUAUUAUUAUUAUUUUAGGCUGGGGGGAGUCCAGAGCUUUUGCUGUGGAGCUAUGCUCCAGCACAACACAGGCGCUUCUGAGCGCGUGCAGAGUGCCUUUCCCACCCCACAAGAAACUGCACAUCACACAAAAGUCCUUCUGAAAACCCCAGAGGAAAUUCUUCCAGCCUCGACGCAGGAGAAAUACUUUCCACUCGGGCGUAGCUUGUUGUCGAGCGCGAGAGUGAAUCACUUCGAGAAGGAAGUGGUGAAAUAUAUAUAUAAAUAUAUUUAAAUCACUGUCUCUUCCUUCUCUGCAAAGAAAGCUUCCUAUUACGGGAUCCUUCCAAGCCGGCCCUGCUGUUGCCUCGGCCACCGGGGACGUCGUUCUGCAAAACGCGUGCGCCCAUUUCACAGGUGGCAAAACUGAGGCAGGAACUGAAAGCCCGCUGUAUUGUAUGUACAUUGUUCUGUAUAAGUUUUGGUACUGGUAUUGCUUGUUUUGCUGUUUUCCAUUUUAUUUCUUUUUUCUCUGUUCUUUGCUGUUUUUACGUUCCGUUGCACUGAUGUGCUACAAAAUAAAAUAAAAUUUUAAGGAAAGAAAAGACACACACAACCGAUCGGUUUCCCAACACAGCCCCAAAGCGUCUGUUGUUUUUGUUGUUACCAAAGGCCUGAAACUUCCCCAAGGUUAUAUAACUGCCAUCUGCUAAACAUAUCCCAGACAUGUGGCCAGGAUCCGAGGAGGGAAGGCGGGGCUGCCCAAACCAGGCUCAACCAUUGGCUCCUGGCCCCCGGAUCGUUGACUCACGGCCCGUGGCCAUUGGCCGCUGAACCCAUCCGUCAAGCCCGCGCCAAAGCACGCACGAAGUCACCCUGUCCUACUGACAUACUUUCCUCUGCAAAAAAAUAAAAUUGAAGAAAGCAGUUGUGUAACAGGCAUGCAUCAGUCAGCUGUCUUUAUGACUCCUCCCGAAACAGUGGGGAGAGGAGGAGCGGCUUGCAAAUCUUCUUUUUUUGUUCAAAAUUAAAACAAAAUGUAUUAUCCAGAAACAUAUCAUCCUUAUUCCCCCCCCCCAUUUUUCCUCCCUCCCCGCCCAGUAGUGAUGUAUGGAAGCGAGAGCUGGACCAUAAAGAAGGCUGAUCGCGGAAGAAUGGAUGCUUUUGAAUUCUGGUGCUGGAGGAGACUCUUGAGAGUCCCAUGGACUGCAAGAAGAUCAAACCUCUCCAUUCCUAAGGAAAUCAGCCCUGAGUGCUCACUGGAAGGACAGAUCCUGAAGCUGAGGCUCCAAGACUUGGCCACCUCAUGAGAAGAGAAGAAUCCUGGAAAAGACCCUGAUGUUGGGAAAGAUGGAGGGCACAAGGAGAAGGGGACGACGGAGGACGAGAUGGUGGGACAGUGUUCUCGAAGCUACAAACAUGAGUCUGACCAAACUGCGGGAGGCAGUGGAAGACAGGAGUGCCUGGCGUGCUCUGGUCCAGGGGGUCACCAAGAGGUGGACACGACUAAACGACUAAACAACAACAACCCCACACAUAUGUACAAUCCCACCACAUAUGAUAAAAUGUCCCCUCCUUUUCUUUACACUUCCAACAUAUAUUUGAACUAGUUUUGUACAUUUCCCGUAACUGCAUUAGUGUACCAUCUUGCAAAUCUUAACAUUUCAGCGUGUGGAAAAGCAUCCCGGAGAGGUCAAAACGCUGCUCCAAGCUUCGGAGAAAUUAAGAAUAUUAUUCUUAAAAAGAUGCACGGGAAACGAGGAGGGUUAAGGAAAGGUAAAACAGAGCUUCCUUCUCAAGCCGCAGUCUACCUCGGGGAAGAAGGAACAAAAAGGGCAGCACAAAGCAGGGUGGGAUUCUUGCCAAGAUGCACAGACGCUGUUGGGGGUGGCACCUAACUGGGUCCUAUUACUCGGGAGUAGGCCUGAUUUAGCCGUGUCCAUUCAUUGCAAUUUCUGCCCAGAGCGUCCACAUCCAGGAACAGUCUACCCCACCAAGAGCAGCUCAAUGGUGGGGUGCCAAGGAGAAUUCGGAAGCGAUUCUCUUCCUAGGUCAGGCAUAGGCAAACUCGACCCUCCAGAUGUUUUGGGACUACAACUCCCAUCAUCGCUAGCUAACAGGACCAGCGGUCAGGGAUGAUGGGAGUUGUAGUCCCAAAAGAGCUGGAGGGCUGAGUUUGCCUCUGCCUGUCCGGGGGCAACAGUGACCGUAAAAAAGCAGUGGAUCUUGGAGAUUUGUGGGUUAAUAAUAAUAAUAAUAAUAAUAAUAAUAAGAAGUGAUGCAGUAUUCUGCCUCCAUUGGCGCCCAUUCAUGACCUUACACACAUGAAUCAAGAGAUAUCUGGUUCCCCCCACUAUCCAGAAAUUUAAAUUUCCAAGAAGGAGGUGGAGGAGGAAUCAUAAAAUGGGAUAGUCGGAAGGGACCCUGGCAGUCAUCUAGUCCAACCCGCUGCAAUGCAGGAAACUCAACUAAAGCAUUCAUUCCUUCAUCCCUGGCGAGCUGCGAUUCAUCCCUUGAAGGACACAUUCACGUAAAAACACGCUGAUUCCCGGACCGUCCGCCGGCUGGAUUGAGACUGGGCCGGAUCCGGCCCCCGGGCCUUAGUUUCCCUACCCAUGCUAUAAGCCAAGUCCUGUGUUCGAAUUAUGGCUACUCAUGGCCAAGAGGCUGGCGUCUCGUAAUAUAUCCACCCUCUUUUGUUUACAGCCGUGGCUAAGGAUCGGGUCAGAUUUUGUUUUCUGCUGGCGGGUGGGGAGGAGAGAGGAGGAUGAGGCAAAGUGAGAGCAGGGAGGAUGAGUUGGCGGGUGAGUUGCCUGGCACGCCCUUGACUGCGUGUGCCAACUCCGGAGGAAUGCGGUUCGUCCGCCGCAGCCGGCUGAGGGCACUGCCUGCUGCCAACAAACCUUUUUGGGCGUGCGGGAUUUACGUAUAAGCUAAACAAGCCAUAGCUUAGCUCCUCACUCUCUUGCCCCCCCAAUUCACUAUUAAUAUAGGUAAAGGAACCCCUGACCGUUAGGUCCAGUCGUGGCCGACUCUGGGGCUGCAGCGCUCGUCUCGCUUUAUUGGCUGAGGGAGCUUCCGGGUCAUGUGGCCAGCAGGACUAAGCCGCUUCUGGCAAACCAGAGCAGUGCACGGAAACGCCGUUUACCUUCCCACUGGAGUGGUACCUAUUUAUCUACUUGCACUUUGACAUGCUUUCGAACUGCUAGGUUGGCAGGAGCAGGGACUGAGCAACGGGAGCUCACCCCGUCGCGGGGAUUCGAACCGCCGACCUUCUGAUUGGCAAGUCCUAGGCUCUGUGGUUGAGACCACAGCUAGAAUAAAGGUAAAGGGACCCCUGACCAUUAGGUCCAGUCAUGGCCGACUCUGGGGUUGCAGCGCUCAUCUCGCUUUACUGGCGUACAGCUUCCAGGUCAUGUGGCCAGCAGGACUAAGCCGCUUCUGGCGAACCAGAGCAGUGCACGGAAACGCUGUUUACCUUUCCGCCGGAGCGGUACCUAUUUAUCUACUUGCACUGGUGUGCUUUCGAACUGCUAGGUGAGCAGGAGCAGGGACCAAGCAACGGGAGCUCACCCC
Messenger RNA from Podarcis lilfordi (Lilford's wall lizard), 5390 nucleotides. NCBI's taxonomy places the organism in Eukaryota, Metazoa, Chordata, Lepidosauria, Squamata, Lacertidae. The record is from the annotation of a GenBank genome assembly.